Molecule: messenger RNA, 4599 nt
Organism: Eublepharis macularius
Lineage: Eukaryota; Metazoa; Chordata; Lepidosauria; Squamata; Eublepharidae
Gene: PCSK6
Product: proprotein convertase subtilisin/kexin type 6
Exons: 21
Coding region: 92-2830 (912 amino acids)
Biological process (GO): peptide hormone processing
Cellular component (GO): membrane; cell surface
Molecular function (GO): serine-type endopeptidase activity
Source: RefSeq, a predicted model, not a curated record
CCUGUCUGCGAGUCGCUCCCGCCGGAGUCCUUCCAGACGCGCCGCAGCCGCUGCUCCCUCCGUGCGCCAAAGCCCCGCCGGUGGCCCCGCCAUGCGCGCCCUCGGGGCUGGCCUCGUCCUGCUGGCGGCGCUGGCGGCUGGCCUGGCCGGCCGCCCCCGGGCCGUCUACACCAACCACUGGGCCGUGCGGGUGCUGGGCGGGCCCGGCGAGGCGGAUCGGCUGGCGUCCGCUUAUGGGUACCUGAACCUGGGACAGAUCGGAAGCCUGGAAGACUACUACCACUUUCAUCACAGUAAGACGAUUAAGAGGGCAACGUUCACCAGCAGAGGCCCACACAGCUUUCUCAGGAUGGACCCGAAGGUCAAAUGGCUGCAGCAACAAGAAGUGAAACGAAGAGUCAAAAGAUACGUCCGAAGCGACCACUCUUUUGUUUCCUUCAAUGACCCACUCUGGCCUGAAAUGUGGUACAUGCACUGCGAAGACAACGACAGCGACUGCCGGUCGGAAAUGAAUGUUCUGGCAGCCUGGCGGAGAGGCUACACGGGCAGAGAUGUCGUGAUAACCAUUCUCGACGACGGUAUUGAGAAGCAGCACCCUGAUCUUGUCCAAAACUAUGAUCCGCGUGCAAGCUAUGAUGUCAAUGGAGGUGAUGAAGACCCGACACCACGCUAUGAUGCCAGCAAUGAGAAUAAGCACGGCACUCGUUGCGCUGGAGAAGUAGCAGCCUCGGCAAAUAAUUCCAAUUGCAUCGUGGGAAUAGCAUACAACGCAAGAAUCGGAGGUAUUCGCAUGUUAGACGGCGACGUCACAGACAUUGUCGAAGCGAGAGCGAUCGGUGUCCGCCCAGAGUACAUUCACAUUUACAGUGCCAGCUGGGGGCCGGACGAUGAUGGCCGGAUGGUGGACGGACCCGGCCCUUUGGCCAAACAGGCAUUUGAGCAAGGCAUCAAGAAGGGCCGUAAAGGGCGAGGUUCUAUUUUUGUCUGGGCCUCCGGAAAUGGUGGAAGAGAAGGGGACCAUUGCUCUUGCGACGGAUACACCAACAGCAUCUACACCAUCUCUGUCAGCAGUACCACCGAGAAUGGUAACAAACCGUGGUACUUGGAGGAAUGCGCGUCCACCCUCGCUACAACCUACAGCAGCGGAGCUUUCUACGAGCGUCAAAUUGUUACCACAGAUCUGAAGAAACGCUGCACUGACGGCCACACAGGGACCUCUGUGUCUGCCCCGAUGGUGGCAGGGGUAAUUGCUUUGGCGCUGGAGGCCAACCCUUUGCUUACCUGGCGUGACGUUCAGCACUUGCUUGUUAAAACAUCUAGACCAGUACAUCUCUUAGCCCCAGACUGGAAAACAAAUGGUGCUGGAAGGAAAGUUAGCCAUCUGUAUGGCUUUGGACUGGUGGACGCAGAAGCCCUUGUUAUAGAAGCCAAGAAGUGGAAGACAGCCCCUGCUCAGCACGUUUGUGUUGGAACGUCCAAUAAGCGGCCUUGGUUCAUCCCUACCAACAAGACGGUGAGGACGGCAACUGUAACCAACGCUUGUGCUGAUCAACGUGAUCAUCAUGUGGUCUACUUGGAGCAUGUUGUCGUGCGGAUUACCAUUAUGCACCCUCGGCGGGGAGACCUACAGAUCAACCUGACGUCUCCUUCUGGGACAAAGUCUCAGCUUCUGGCGAGGAGGCACCAGGAUGAUUCCAUUGAUGGCUUUAAGAACUGGGAAUUCAUGACUGUCCACUGUUGGGGAGAGAGGGCAGCAGGGGAGUGGACGCUGGCGAUCCAAGAUAAGCCAUACCAUGUGCGAAACCCGGACAUGCUAGGGAAGUUAAAGGAAUGGAGUCUCAUCCUGUACGGCACAGCUGAGCACCCAUUCUCCAAUGUCAGCUCCCAUCAAUCCCGAUCGAGGAUGCUGGAAGUUCCGUCCUCAGACAUGGAAUCUUCCAAAGCCACCUUCUUCCAAACUCAGAUGGAUGCGCCAGAGGAGGAUGAGGAAUACACAGGUCCGUGUCACACGGAAUGUGGCGAGCAAGGAUGCGACGGUCCCAAUCCUGAUCAGUGCCUGAACUGUUUCCAUUACAGUCUUGGAAGCAUUAAAACUGGCAGGAAAUGUGUGAAUACCUGUCCCCCCAGUUAUUUCGGAGACAGCACACAACGGAAGUGCCGCAAAUGCUACCGAGGCUGCGAGUCCUGCCUUGGCAGGAGCCCGAAUAUGUGCACAGCUUGCAAGCGUGGCUUCUACCAUCACCAAGAAACAAAUACAUGUGUGACGCUAUGCCCGGCUGGAUUUUACUCAGAUGAUGGUCAGAAGCGGUGUCAGAAGUGCCACCAAAACUGUAAGAAAUGUAUCGGGGAAAUGGACAGAUGCACAGUUUGCAAAGAUGGAUUCAGCCUCGUAGACAACAAUUGCAUUACAGGAUGCAGGCCAGGCAUGAACUUGAUCAAGGAACCAAUACGAUGCGAAGGCUGCCAGUCCAACUGCCGGGCGUGUGUGGGGCCAGGUCGAGAGGAGUGUAUGCAGUGUGCCAGGAACUUCCAUGCUUACGAGUGGAGAUGCGUUCCAACGUGCGGUGAAGGCUUUUAUGCUGAAGAGGUACACGGUAUCCUGUACAAAGUUUGCAGAAGAUGUGAAGAUAAUUGUGCAACCUGUGACACUUCCGGAAGAAAAUGCCUCAGGUGUAAAGAAGGGUUUAGCUUGCUGAGCGGCUCGUGCAUUGCCAGCGACAGAUGUCACAACGCUGACGAUGCUUUCUGUGAGUUGGUGAAAUCCAGCAAGCUGUGCGAACGCAAACCAUUUAUACAGUUUUGCUGUCGGACAUGUCUCUUGGCUGGCUGAGCAGUGCCUUUAAUAUCCGCCGUCUGGAGGUCCUGUCAUGCCAGAUCCCUAGGACAAAGUUUUCCUUUUUUUCCCAGCCUUGGGAAGCCUCACCCAGUGCUGGCUCAAAGCUUCAAGCUUGCGACUUGGAUUGCUUUUAAUGUCUCCCGUCAGUUGGUUUCUACAGUGUCACCUCUGGUAUUCCCAAAUCUAGAUAGUUCAUUGCCUAUUUGUUGGAUCUUUUUUUAAUGCCAAUGCCAAUGCGAAUCCUUCACAGAUGUGUCAUGCUCAUGGAGAACAACACAUGGCCUCUACGCUCAACAUUGUUCACAAAAGUGACCAUUGCAAAUUAUUCCUCUGCACCACCACACUGGGAAAUUCUGCAUAGUUUAGUUCUUUUUUUUCCACCUUGGAGAAGAAAAGGGCAUCCCCACUUCUCAAAAAAAAACCUUGCAACCUUUUAGUCAAGCACAGGAUGAGUUGCAAGAUUGUUGCGUUCUGUUCCAAUGCAAUACAGGGACUUUAACGCAGCGCAUCUUGGCAAGAUAAAACACAUUCCAGGUUGCCUUUCAGUUGUAAGCUGGCCAUGGGAAAUUCAGAGUUUGGCAACAACCAAAGAGGCAAUCUAGAGUUGGCAGGAAGAGGGGGAGAAAAUCCAUCCAAUCUAGAGAAGUUUUCCAGCUAGGAGCCGUUCUGAGCAAGGAGGCCCCUGAAUGAUCCAGUGUGUCUGCCAGGAUGCGCCUAGCGCGGACCCCGAAGGAUCGAAGCCUUAUCCAUGAAAUUGCUUGUGACCGCUUCAGCUCCCAACUGCAGAAGUAAACGAGAAUAAUUUCCUCUCUGCAACAAAAGAUGAGUUUCUUCAAAAGUUUGCACCGCGUAACUUCCGCACACCCAAGCUUUGAUUGAUGACUUCAUUGGGUCUAGCGGUAACUUGCGGACACCUCUCCCCAAAUCGGUCCAGUGAUGACGCAGACAUCCAGCGCAAAUCCCUUCCAAGAGACGUUUCAUUUAGCCAACCAGGAGAGAAAGAAAAUCACCAUUUCCACAGGACAACACUGUGCAACACGUCUGAAUGUAUUCACUAUAAUAUAUAUACUAUAUAGUAUAUUAUACAUAAGUGUGUAUGUGUGUGUAUGUAUAUGUAUACGCACACAGACACACUAUGUACUAUAUAUAGUAUGUCUUGUGAUGUUUAUAUAAUUGUGUUAAGGUAUAUUUGGCUAUGUUGUCUUACGGAUAUUUUUAAAGUAACUUAUACAGUUCCUUGCCUUCCUUCAUAGAAUUUUUAAAAAUAAUUUUUAUGGGAAUAUUUUUUUUGAAGGAUCACUUUACUUUUAGUGACAUCCUUGUAAAGUUAACAGACAUUUCCCUUUUACCCAUCUUCAGAUAAAAAAACCCACAGCCCUUCUUGGUUUCUUCUUCUCAUCAUGCCAGUUCUAAUUCACAUUGUCAACUGUUUUAAUAAGUUGAACCUUCAGUCCAUGAAAUUGGCAGUUAGAAUGUUAAUUGGCUCUUUAAAAGUGCGUUUUCUAAAAUGUAUCGCCUUCCCUUUGCCCUGGCUGAAAGUACCCGAUGUGUUUGUUCUGCUUUCGAACCAGACUCUCUUGAACUUGGCCGGAUGACUAGUGAGAGCCAGUCCAGUCUUUCCGAUAUGGAACAGAUUAAGGGCCAAAACAGAAUCAACAGAGGGACCCCAACAUGAAUAAAAUGUUUAUAGUCCUGAUGAGUUACUCUGUAUUUUUUUAAGCUGCCAAAGUAAAUUGCUUUAUUUUAUUAUGAGGAAUAUCAUA